This is a messenger RNA of Eriocheir sinensis (Chinese mitten crab), 429 nucleotides long. RefSeq lists its product as uncharacterized. Lineage: Eukaryota; Metazoa; Arthropoda; Malacostraca; Decapoda; Varunidae. The transcript has a single exon. The coding region runs from base 1 to 429 and encodes 142 amino acids. The record is from RefSeq and is a predicted model, not a curated record.
AUGUCCGGUCCAGGAAUGACAUACGCCGCUGCCCUGAAUGCCCAUGCACAUCGCCGAUCAACAACUUCCAAGACUGUUCCUCCCACAACUUCAAGUUUUCCUAAAGAGGCCGCCUCAUCUAACCUGACGCUUGCUGAUGGCCGCAUUGAGCCCCAUCAGCAAAAGUGCACACGCAGCGAGGAGUCCCUCGAGGACACCCUUCCUGCUAAAGUGCCUUCUCCAGCGCCCGCUUCUGGGUCGCUAGAAGAACCCCGGGUGCCGGCUGCAACCGCCACCUCUGCACCAGCGGCCCCGGCUGACCCUCAGCCGGUGACCGCUGACACUCAAGGUCACGUUGCGAACCUGCCGGCGCCCGUGUCCUCCACCUCUACACAGUCUGUGCCGGAGGCUCCACCCGUGUCCCCCUCCCUUGCCGCUUCGUCGGAGUGA